Molecule: messenger RNA, 447 nt
Organism: Trichomonas vaginalis G3
Lineage: Eukaryota; Parabasalia; Trichomonadida; Trichomonadidae
Exons: 1
Coding region: 1-447 (148 amino acids)
Source: RefSeq, a predicted model, not a curated record
AUGAGCUCAAAAUCAAAAUCCAACUUUUAUUUAAGUUCACAAAAACCAUCUCAAAGGAAGCAAGUCAUUGUAGAAUCAAGCGACGAUGAAAUUACAAUUGAUAUUUCCGAAAAUCCAAUUUCCAGUACACAACAUUUCGAAAGUGCAACGUCCAAACAAAAAGAACAAGCAAAUUCUCCAAAAAAGGCAAGUACACAGACGGCCCAAUGGCAAAAAUCAAUGAUAGCUGCAUUUUCAAGUAGAAUCAAUCUUACAACUCCUCCAGUUCCUAAUACGACUGAAAUAAAAACAUGCGUUCACCCUGAUUUCGUAGAUUUUUUCCAAAAAUUAGACGUUUUCGAUCCAACAAUUAUUCCUCCUUGGAUUGGUGAACAAAAUCUUAGCUAUGAUGAUUCUUUACAUAGAAAAAUAGGUCCAACGUUUGAUGAGUUAAUAUUUGCUGAAUAA